ACAGCGCACGCGCGUGAACUUGCGAUCUCGUUAUUUUCUCGCGAGAUCGUACAUGUUGGAAUGGCGGUCCUUCUUGAAACGACGCUCGGUGAUAUUGUGAUUGAUUUAUUCACAGAAGAAAGGCCAAAAGCUUGCCUCAACUUUCUGAAAUUAUGCAAGAUAAAAUACUACAACUACUGCCUUAUCCACAACGUACAGAGAGACUUCAUCAUCCAAACUGGGGACCCCACCGGGACGGGUCGGGGCGGAGAGUCGGUCUUCUGCAAACUGUACGGAGACCAGGCCCGUUUUUUCGAUUCCGAGAAAGCCCCACGUAUUAAACACAGAAAAAAGGGAACGGUGUCCAUGGUUAACAAUGGAAGUGACCAGCAUGGUUCACAGUUCCUCAUUACGACUGGCGAAAACCUGGAUUACCUGGACGGCGUGCACACUGUUUUCGGGGAAGUGUCGGAGGGAUUGGACAUUGUGGCUAAAAUCAACGAGACUUUUGUCGACACAGACUUUGUUCCGUUUCAGGACAUCAGAAUAAACCACACGGUGAUCCUCGAUGACCCUUUUGAUGACCCUGGGGAUCUCCCGGUGCCCGAUCGCUCUCCUGAGCCCACCAAAGAGCAGCUCGACAGCGGCCGGAUUGGCGCAGACGAAGCGAUCGACGAUGCCGACGGGAAAGCGGCUGAAGAAGUGGAGGAGAGACUUCAGGAGAAAGAAGCCAAAACCCGAGCCAUCCUGCUGGAGAUGGUGGGCGACCUCCCCGACGCAGACGUAAAGCCUCCCGAGGAUGUGCUCUUUGUGUGCAAGCUGAACCCAGUGACCACAGAUGAGGAUCUCGAAAUCAUCUUUUCUCGCUUUGGCCACAUUAAAAGCUGCGAAAUCAUUCGUGACUGGAAAACCGGAGAUUCCCUCUGCUACGCUUUCAUCGAAUUUGAAAAGCAAGAAGACUGUGAAAAGGCCUACUUUAAAAUGGAUAACGUGCUCAUCGACGAUCGGCGCAUUCACGUCGAUUUCAGCCAGUCUGUGUCAAAGAUCAAGUGGAAGGGGAAAGGUGGGAAGUACACCAAAGAGGACUUCAAGGCUUAUGAGAACGACUUGGAGAAGCGCUCCAAACUGACUCUGAAAGAUCAAGCGAAGCCCAAGCAAGAUUCCCGAUAUGACCUGCUCGUGGAGGAGGAGGAGGCGGCGCCGGGACAGAAAAAACAUAGAGAGAAGAGACAUCAUCAUUCGGAUGCCGAAGGAAGCAAGAAGUCCAAAAAACACAAGGACGACGAUGGCGGCCGGCGAGACCGCAAGUUGGACCGGCAGCGCUCCCGCUCCCGCUCCCGCUCUCGAGACAGGGAACGUCGGCACGCCAAAUCCAGGGACAAACACGUGAAAGGGGGACGGGACCGGAGUCGGAGGAGUCGCAGUCGGUCGCCCAGGAACUCCAAGGUCCAAGACAGAAGCAGAUACAGAUGAACUGCGUGCACUUCAUAUGUCCGUGUUAUCAAACGGCAAAAACGAUUCCGCCUCCUCAUCUCAUGACAUAUUUUCUUAACGCGCGUGGCAUAUACGGUAUUUGAAUGAAAUCCCUCGCCAUUGAAUUUCAGCCAGGUGCGCCGUGCAUUCACCUCCACUAUAUGGACAAAAGUAUUGAGACGCGUUGCGACACCGUCUGCGAAGUGCGCUCGGUUCAGCCGUAACGGCUUCCGGGAAGGUUUUUCGACACCAUUUCGGGGUGCGUCUGUCGGAAAGGAGUUCAUUUGGUCUCUUCAAGCUUCAGUCCACUCACAAGAGUCCACUAUAAUCACACUUGCAUUGUCUCAGUAGGUGAAUAUGUUAACGGUGUUUAACACACUCGUAUCCAGGUUACCAUUUUUCUAGGCGGAAUAUUUGGUCAUGAGAGCCUAUUUAGUGAGCUCUCUGUGUUUGGACAGCCGGCUAACUACUUGCUCCUCGUUACCUAUCAUGUGACCACUGUACCUGUCAUCUUGCACCGGCGCAUUAUUGUAAAUUAAAAAAAAAUGACCACAUAAAAUGAAUGAAUUCCUUGAAGUCACGUCUCGCUUCACGGACUUCUAUCCGACUGGACGAACAAAGCCGUUGACUCGCCGUCGGGAGAAGGGAAGCCGCUGGCGGCCAUCUUGCGUUGCCAGCCCGACCACCAAACUUGAACGCAUUCAUUUCUCCGUCGCAUUUUCACGUUCUUUUUUGUCUUUAUACCAUGAAUCCUCGCCGCGCCAGCGAUUCCCAGGAGGCCACCCAUCGGUCCAACGUGAAUACAGACGGUGGACUGCACCGAGCGUAGUUGCGGCCCCGCCCCUUCCAUAAACUCUUCUUCUUUUCAUAUUUCCAGACGAUUUCUUUCUGAGCUUUACGUGCAGUGAGUUGAGUGGCGAGUCCGAUUCCCCAAGUUCACUGAAAUCUAGUCCCGCAUAUCUGCAGCGGCCAUUUCAAUGAGAGGAAAGCUUUUCAUAUUUCACCUCUCUCUUUGUCUUUCGCUCCCGCGCUAAUUGGAGUCGGCUGUGGGAUAAUAAUAGAAGCCGUUGCGAAACGCAACGCUGACACCAAUUACGAGUAGGUUUUGCUCCAGGAAUUACGAGCGGCCAGGCUUAACCGACCCCCA
Messenger RNA from Hippocampus zosterae (dwarf seahorse), 2599 nucleotides. It is a transcript of the gene ppil4, whose product is annotated as peptidylprolyl isomerase (cyclophilin)-like 4. The transcript has 13 exons. Gene Ontology annotation, cellular component: nucleus. Bases 61 to 1452 code for a protein of 463 amino acids. The record is from RefSeq and is a predicted model, not a curated record. NCBI's taxonomy places the organism in Eukaryota, Metazoa, Chordata, Actinopteri, Syngnathiformes, Syngnathidae. Gene Ontology annotation, molecular function: peptidyl-prolyl cis-trans isomerase activity; RNA binding. Gene Ontology annotation, biological process: protein peptidyl-prolyl isomerization.